Messenger RNA from Populus trichocarpa (black cottonwood), 1483 nucleotides. Its product is annotated as multiple organellar RNA editing factor 8, chloroplastic/mitochondrial. NCBI's taxonomy places the organism in Eukaryota, Viridiplantae, Streptophyta, Magnoliopsida, Malpighiales, Salicaceae. The transcript is spliced from 4 exons. The coding region runs from base 52 to 1293 and encodes 413 amino acids. Gene Ontology annotation, cellular component: mitochondrion. The record is from RefSeq and is a predicted model, not a curated record. Gene Ontology annotation, biological process: cytidine to uridine editing; mitochondrial mRNA modification.
CCCAUCUAAAACCCUACCUCUUUUAUCUCCAUCAGGGUUUCAGUUCCAGAAAUGGCGACUUCUCUCCUCACUCGUUCCCUCCUCCUCCAAAAAAUCACCUCCAAAACAAUAAUCUCCUCCAUUCUCUCCCGACCCUUCACUUCCCUCUCCGCCACUUCCUCCGCCUCCUCCACUCUCCUCCGCCGUGCUCUUCGUCCUCUCUCCGCUGCAGCCAACAUCAAUCGCUCUGUCUCUCGGAUUUCAUCCAGGUCGUUUUCUGUCAACCCAUCAUCGUCUUCUCUUAACGACCCAAGCCCUAACUGGUCCAACAGACCUCCAAAAGAGACUAUCUUGCUUGAUGGCUGCGAUUUUGAGCAUUGGCUCGUCGUCAUGGAUAAGCCUGAAGGAGAUCCUACUCGUGACGAGAUCAUCGAUUCUUAUAUUAAAACCCUUGCUGAAGUUGUUGGAAGUGAGGAAGAAGCGAGGAAAAAGAUCUAUUCAGUUUCUACUCGAUGCUACUUUGCCUUUGGAGCUCUGGUGUCCGAAGAGGUUUCAUACAAGAUCAAAGAAUUGAAAAAUGUUCGCUGGGUUCUUCCAGAUUCAUACUUAGAUGUGAAGAACAAAGAUUAUGGAGGGGAGCCAUUUAUUGAUGGGAAAGCUGUGCCCUAUGACCCAAAAUAUCAUGAGGAAUGGAUAAGGAACAAUGCGAGGGCAAAUGAAAGAAAUAGGCGCAAUGAUCGACCUCGUAACGUCGACAGAUCAAGAAAUUUCGACAGAAGAAGGGAAAACAUGCAGCAGCGCGAUGGAGCUCCGCCUCCUCCUAUGGCUAAUCAGGCUAUGCAAAACCCUGCUCCCAAUGUGGCUGGACAACCACAAAACAUGGGCAGACAAGGUGGACUGCCACCGUCGCCACAGAACAGCUACAGGGUGGGACCAGGUGGACCACCGCCUAACAACUAUAACAUGGGUGGACCCCCGAACAUUGGUGGACCAGGUGGACCACGGCCUAAUAACUAUGCAGGUGGGCAACAGAACAAUAUGAAUAGAGGGCCACAGAACAUGCCACCACAAAACUACAUGCCACCACAGAACAACAUGCCCCUGCAGAACAACAUGCCGCCGCAAAACUAUGUGCCCCCUCAAAACAACUACAUUCCCCCACAGAACAACAUGCCUCCACAGAACAACAUGGGAGGAUGGUCCAGUGACAUGCCUGGGAACAUGCAGCACAACUUCCAGAGUGGGCCUAAUGAUGGAGGCUAUCAAGGUGGGCCACCAAACUACCAGAACAGCUACCCUCCAAGCAGGGAUUGAAGCAUGCAUGGUUGAAACACUUAUGCAGCUUAUAUAAUCCCCUGAAUAGACCAUAUUCUUGAUGCUGUGUAGAUAUGCAAGAUAUUUCAAAUUUCUAGGACUUGUGGUGUUGAUGGUACUUUUCACUUUACCUGGCACGAUGCUGUUUAAGGCAUGCUUUAAUAUCUGAUUUUCUAUCUUGCGAUUUUAA